Pteronotus mesoamericanus is the source of this 1641-nucleotide messenger RNA. It is a transcript of the gene CLDN1, whose product is annotated as claudin 1. Gene Ontology annotation, biological process: bicellular tight junction assembly; cell adhesion. The coding region runs from base 233 to 868 and encodes 211 amino acids. The record is from RefSeq and is a predicted model, not a curated record. Gene Ontology annotation, cellular component: bicellular tight junction; plasma membrane. Gene Ontology annotation, molecular function: structural molecule activity. The transcript has 4 exons. Lineage: Eukaryota; Metazoa; Chordata; Mammalia; Chiroptera; Mormoopidae.
AGAACCUGGGUUCAGCGGCAACUUCUAGCAACCGGACUCCACCGCCAACCCGGACCCGGACCCGGACCCGGUCCCGGACCUAGAGCCUCUCCAGCGGCGGCGCAGGGAGCCGGGCUUCCUGCAAUAACUUCCUCCGCGCGGCUCUGCUACCCCCGGGAGCCCCGAGUGAGCCUCUGCCAACUUCGUCGGCUGCACCUGCCACCCCCGAGCAGCCUCUUCGCCCUAGUGAACCAUGGCCAACGCGGGGCUGCAACUCCUGGGUUUUAUCCUGGCCUUCCUGGGCUGGAUCGGAGCCAUCGUCAGCACAGCGAUGCCCCAGUGGAAGACUCACUCCCAUGCGGGGGACAACAUCGUCACGGCCCAGUCCAUCUAUGAGGGGCUGUGGAUGUCCUGCGUGUCACAGAGUACCGGGCAGAUCCAGUGCAAAGUCUUCGACUCCUUGCUGAAUUUGCACAGCACUCUGCAAGCAACCCGUGCCUUGAUGGUGAUUGGCAUCCUGCUGGGACUAAUAGCUCUCUUUGUGGCUACCGUUGGCAUGAAGUGUAUGAAGUGCCUGGAAGACGAUGAGGUCCAGAAGAUGCGGAUGGCUGUCACUGGGGGCGUGAUAUUUCUUAUUGCAGGUUUGGCUGUUUUAGUCGCCACAGCAUGGUAUGGCCACAGAAUUGUUCAAGAAUUCUAUGACCCCAUGACCCCAGUCAAUGCCAGGUAUGAAUUUGGUCCAGCUCUCUUCACUGGCUGGGCUGCGGCUUGCUUCUGCCUUCUGGGAGGUGCCCUACUUUGUUGCUCCUGUCCCCGAAAAACAACAUCUUACCCAACACCACGGCCCUAUCCAAAACCUGCACCUUCUAGUGGGAAAGACUACGUGUGACACAGAAGCAAAAGGAGACAACCCUGGAACAAACAGAGAAUGGACAUUGAAAUACUAUUGUUGACUUUAAGACCUUUAACUUGGACUAUUAUAGUGUGAACUGUGGUAUUAUAAAAAAGUGUUUUUUAAAUACCCAUUGCUAAAAAUGACUUAGUCUUAUUUUAUCUCCUUUCCUUAAUACAGGAGGGAAGACUCUUUUAUUUGUGUUACUGCUUCCCACUGAGUAAUCAUCUCAAAUGUGGGGAGGGGUGUUCCUUAAUUAUAGAUAUGUAUAUAGACAUGUUUUUCUAUAAAAAAAUUAGAUGGUAAAAUCUCUUUUUAUGUUGGUAUGAACAUACUUAAAACAUAUCUAAAAUAUGUAUAUUUAAGUCUAUAUUGAUUAAAUAUGCAGCUUAUUUGCUAUGCCUCUUCUUUCUAUAUGUACACACAUAUAAUAGGUCAAAUAUCAUUUGCCUUGUUUCAUCAGCUUCUAGUGUCUUUGAUAUGAGACCUAGCCUACUAAAGCAAGUAUAAAUUCUUUCAGUUCUUCACAUGUGCCCUUUUAUUUUACUUUUUUACAGCGAUCUUAUAACACUUGCUUUGUCAUUAGUCAUUCUUCAUGUCUUUGUUUUUUAUUAGGUCAGGUCUAACUUGAAUUUAACAACAGGUUUCCUAAGCAUACUAUUUAAUUUCUAAAAUCAAUAAGAACCUCUUACAGCUCAGACCUUUGGGGGCAAAUCUUUCUGCAUGGCCAGAUGAUAUAUUCCCAUUGACCUUCCCACCUCAUCUCUGUA